CCUCUCUCAUUUGAUUUGUUGUGAAUGUUUGACUCUUAUGUUCGUGGACGUUACACGCACCUAAAGGACCUGGGGUACGGGGCAGUGUGUGUUGUGAUGCUUCUUCUCCAUUUAUUGCCAGGUGUCAGUUUCGGUUUCUCCAGAAAGAUCUGUGCUAUCCCGGAAUGGCUCGCUUUGAAGACGAACUGUCUAGCCGCUAUGGAGGCAUGUGUCCCGUGGGCCCGGCCAGAGGGGCCAGCCGGCUGCCGGGGCCUCCGGGGGUCCAGAGGAUGUACAAGCAGACGAUGGCCCAGAGAGCCAGGACCAUGGCUAUUUACAACCCCAUUCCAGUCAAACACAGCUGCCUCUCCGUUAACCGCUCUCUGUUCAUCUUCAGCGAGGAUAAUAUCAUACGGAAAUAUGCCAAAAAGAUCACGGAGUGGCCUCCAUUUGAGUACAUGAUCCUGGCCACCAUUAUUGCCAACUGCAUUGUGCUGGCCUUGGAGCAACACCUACCGGCGUCAGACAAAACACCAAUGUCAGAGCGUUUGGACGACACAGAGCCCUAUUUUAUCGGAAUAUUUUGUUUUGAGGCUGGAAUCAAGAUCAUCGCCCUGGGCUUUGCCUUUCACAAAGGCACCUAUCUGCGUAAUGGCUGGAAUGUAAUGGACUUUGUGGUGGUCCUAACAGGGAUCUUGGCAACUGUGGGGGCGGAUUUUGAUCUAAGAACACUGAGGGCAGUGAGAGUACUGCGGCCGCUCAAACUGGUCUCUGGCAUUCCAAGUCUUCAGGUGGUAUUGAAGUCCAUUAUGAAAGCCAUGGUACCUCUGCUGCAGAUUGGCUUGCUGCUCUUCUUUGCCAUCCUCAUGUUUGCCAUCAUCGGCCUCGACUUCUACAUGGGCAAGUUCCAUCGCACCUGCUUCAGAAUAGACACAGACGAGCAAGCUGCAGAUUUCCCCUGUGGCCUGGAGGCUCCGGCGAGGACCUGUGCCAAUGGCACUGCCUGCAGGGAGUACUGGAUCGGACCCAACUAUGGCAUCACCAACUUUGACAACAUCCUCUUUGCUGUUCUCACUGUUUUCCAGUGCAUCACCAUGGAGGGAUGGGUGGACAUUCUCUAUAACGCCAACGAUGCCUCAGGGAACACGUGGAACUGGCUUUACUUCAUCCCCCUCAUCAUCAUCGGUUCCUUCUUCAUGCUCAACCUGGUGUUAGGUGUGCUGUCAGGGGAGUUUGCCAAGGAGCGAGAGCGGGUGGAGAAGAGGCAAGAAUUCCUGAAGCUCCGCAGACAACAGCAAAUAGAGAGAGAGUUAACUGGGUACCUGGAGUGGAUCUGCAAAGCAGAGGAGGUGAUGCUGGCCGAGGAAGACAAGAACGCAGAGGAGAAAUCUUUGGAUGGAGCGUGGUACAAAAGGAAAAACAACAACUCUGUGCUGAAAAGGACAAAGAAGAGUAAGAAUGACCUCAUCAAUGCAGAGGAAGAAGACCUGGAAGACCACUUCACUGACAUCUCAUCUGCUGCCCCCCCAGGGUCGCCGUUCACACGGGCCAGCUUGAAGAGCAAGAACGAGAACUCGUCUUACUUCAGGAGGAAAGAGAAGAGAAUUCGCUUCACCAUCCGCCGUCUGGUCAAGUCCCAGAGCUUCUACUGGACUGUUUUGUGUCUGGUUGGCCUCAACACGUUGUGUGUAGCCAUAGUACACUAUGACCAGCCUGAAUGGCUCACCUUUGCAUUAUACCUGGCCGAGUUUGUAUUCCUGGGCCUGUUUCUGGCAGAGAUGUCCAUGAAAAUGUAUGGCCUCGGACCCCAGAACUACUUCCACUCCUCAUUCAACUGUUUUGACUUUGGGGUGAUUAUUGGCAGUAUUUUUGAGGUGAUCUGGGCUGCCAUCAAACCCGGGGCCUCAUUUGGGAUCAGUGUCCUGCGGGCUCUGAGACUGCUCAGGAUCUUCAAAGUCACCAAGUACUGGAACUCCUUGAGGAACCUGGUCGUAUCCCUUCUCAACUCCAUGAAGUCUAUUAUCAGCCUGUUGUUCCUCCUCUUCCUCUUCAUUGUGGUCUUUGCUCUGCUGGGCAUGCAGCUGUUUGGUGGCCAAUUUAAUUUUGAAGAUGAAACGCCAACAACCAACUUUGACACAUUCCCAGCAGCGAUUCUCACUGUCUUCCAGAUACUAACUGGGGAGGACUGGAACGCAGUCAUGUACCAUGGGAUCGAAUCACAGGGGGGCGUUCACAGGGGGAUGUUCUCCUCCAUUUAUUUCAUUGUUCUCACUCUCUUUGGAAACUACACACUCCUCAACGUGUUCUUGGCCAUUGCUGUCGAUAACCUCGCAAAUGCCCAGGAGCUCACUAAGGAUGAAGAGGAGCAAGAGGUGGCCAUUAAUAAGAAGCUUGCACUCCAGAAGGCCAUGGAGGUAAAGGAGGUCAGCCCCAUGUCAGCCACUAACAUGUCCAUCACAGCUAAGGAGCAGCAGAAGUCAAUGAAGACAAUGUCGGUGUGGGAGCAGAGGGCCAACCAGCUGAGGAGGCAGAACCAAGCGAGCUGCGAGGCUCUCUACAGUGAGCUGGAUCUUGAGGAGCGUCUUCGCCUGUCCUCUGCCCUGAACAUCCGGCCUGACAUGAAGACCCACCUCGACCGGCCGCUGGUUGUUGAGCCUCGCGACGGGCCUUUGCUGGCCGGCCAUCAACACCACCAUCACAAGCCCUCCAUGCCAGAGGAGGCAGAGACUGCCAAUGACCCUCCCCCUCCUGUGCCUCACCAGGCCCGUCGCCACCACCGCCACAGAGACAGGGACCGGGCCAGAACAAGAGAGGGGACGAAUGAUAACAGUGGCACCAGUAAGGACGGGGGCCACCACGUCCAUCACAGCCACUCCAAAGACCAUGACAGCAGCCGGGGCAAAGAGGGGAAGAGCGAGAGGUCCCAAAGCCAAGAAGGGGGCAGGAGACAUCACCAUCAGAGCUCAGUUGAUGACAGCGGAGGUGGAGGAGCCAUGAGCGAGAAAGAGCAUCGGCAUCAUCAUUCACACCGGCAGUCCAGAGGGGGCAAUGGGACAGUGAACAGUGGUGGGAGGGGAGAGCGAAGAUCCCGCCACAAAAAUGGACGUUCGUCUAACAGGGAUGGGGAUAGGAAUUCCAGAGGAGACAGUGGUGCCAAUGGAGAGCGGAGGAGACAUCGGACUCAUGGAUCCAGGGGCCAAUCCACAGUUGAAGGAGAGGUGUCCAACGAGAAAGAGAAGAGUCACAGGUUUGGCGACUCAGAGGGUGAGUUCCUCGCCAUCUCCCCCCAGCAGGGCUCUGAAGGGGGCAACUGUCCUCCUGACCGACCAGAGGACUCAGACAACCAGAGGAACAUCACAAGAACCGGCCAAACCUCCAUCCACAUUCCUCCUGUGACUAUCACUUCCCCACCUGGAGACACCACCCUCAUACAAAUUAACAGUAUUGACGGUGAGACAAUGCCCAUGAAUGAGAAGGCCCUGGUGGAUCGAGGUCAAAGUGGACCCAAACCCAUUCUGCCCUACAGCUCUAUGUUCAUCUUCGGACAGACUAAUCCGGUGAGGCGGUUAUGUCAUUACAUUGUGACUCUGCGUUAUUUUGAGAUGUCCAUCCUGGUUGUCAUUGCUAUGAGCAGUAUCGCUUUGGCAGCAGAGGACCCUGUCUGGACGAACGCCCCUCGCAACAAUGUGCUCAAAUAUCUGGAUUAUGCCUUCACUGGUGUUUUCACUUUUGAAAUGGUGAUCAAGAUGGUGGACCUUGGCCUGUUGCUUCAUCCUGGAGCCUACUUCAGAGACCUGUGGAACAUUCUGGACUUCAUAGUGGUCAGUGGGGCGCUGGUGGCUUUUGCAUUUUCGGGGACCAAAGGCAAAGACAUCAGCACUAUCAAGUCACUGAGGGUUCUCCGAGUGCUCAGGCCUCUCAAGACCAUCAAACGUCUGCCAAAACUCAAGGCGGUGUUCGACUGCGUGGUCAAUUCUUUGAAGAACGUGCUGAACAUCCUCAUUGUUUACAUCCUCUUCAUGUUCAUCUUUGCUGUCAUCGCAGUACAGCUCUUCAAAGGAAAAUUCUUCUACUGCACAGAUGAGUCCAAGGUCCUGCAGAAGGACUGCAAAGGACAGUUCCUCUACUACGAUAGGGACGAGGUGGCCGCCAUGCCCAGAGAGUGGAAGAAAUAUGAGUUCCAUUACGACAAUGUGCUGUGGGCCUUCCUGACCCUUUUCACUGUCUCCACUGGGGAGGGCUGGCCAACUGUUUUGAAGCACUCUGUGGAUGCUACCUUUGAAGACACAGGUCCUAGUCCAGGCUACCGGAUAGAAAUGUCCAUCUUCUAUGUGGUCUACUUUGUGGUCUUCCCUUUCUUUUUUGUCAACAUCUUUGUGGCUCUGAUCAUCAUCACCUUCCAGGAGCAGGGAGACAAGGCAUUGUCUGAGUGCAGCUUGGAAAAGAAUGAGAGGGCUUGUAUUGACUUUGCCAUAAACGCCAAACCUCUGACACGCUACAUGCCCCAGAACAUGCAGUCCUUCCAGUACAGGAUGUGGAAGUUUGUGGUCUCAGCUCCAUUUGAGUACUCCAUCAUGAUCAUGAUUGCUCUCAAUACUGUGGUACUCAUGAUGAAGUUUCAUGGAGCUCCAGACUUUUAUGAAACGAUGCUGAAGAACCUCAACAUAGUCUUCACCACUCUCUUCUCUCUGGAGUGUAUCCUCAAGAUCAUUGCUUUUGGUCCACUGAACUACUUGAAGGAUGCUUGGAACGUGUUUGACUUUGUCACAGUGUUGGGAAGCAUCACUGACAUCCUGGUGACUGAAAUCAAUACUACGGACAGGCUGCUGAACCUGAGUUUCCUGAGGCUGUUCAGAGCCGCUCGGCUCAUCAAGCUGCUGAGACAGGGCUACACUAUCCGCAUCCUGCUGUGGACCUUCGUCCAGUCCUUUAAGGCCCUGCCUUAUGUUUGCCUUCUGAUUGCUAUGCUGUUCUUCAUUUAUGCCAUCAUUGGGAUGCAGGUGUUUGGCAACAUUGAGAUGAAUGAAGACACAGCUAUCAAUCACCACAACAACUUCCGCACUUUCCUCCAAGCUCUCAUGCUGCUGUUCAGGAGUGCAACUGGUGAGGCCUGGCACGAGAUCAUGUUAUCAUGUUUGAGUCACCGAGUCUGUGACAAGCUAUCAGGGUCCGAUGGGGAAGAGUGCGGCAGUGAUUUCGCGUACUUCUACUUUGUCUCCUUUAUCUUCCUCUGCUCCUUCCUGAUGCUGAACCUGUUUGUGGCUGUCAUAAUGGAUAACUUUGAGUACCUAACCAGAGACUCCUCCAUCCUGGGGCCUCAUCACCUCGAUGAGUUCAUCCGGGUUUGGGCUGAGUACGACCCGGCUGCAUGUGGCCGUAUCAAGUACCUCGAUAUGUAUCAGAUGCUGCUCCACAUGUCCCCACCCUUAGGUUUGGGAAAGAAAUGUCCGCCAAGAGUCGCCUACAAGCGCCUCGUCAAAAUGAACAUGCCCAUCGCUGAUGACAACAGCGUCCAUUUCACCUCCACUCUGAUGGCCCUGAUUCGCACUGCCCUGGGGAUCAAACUGGCCUCAGGCAUGGUAGCUCAGCGAAUAUCUGACUAUGAGUUAAAGAAGGAGUUGUCAACAGUGUGGCCCAGCCUCUCUCAAAAGACCAUGGAUCUGUUGGUGACGCCACAUAAACACAAUGAACUGACGGUAGGGAAGGUUUAUGCGGCCCUGAUGAUCUUCGAAUACUAUAAGCAGAAUCGAGCCAGGAGGCUGCAGCAGCAGCAACAGGGCACAUCAGGCUCCCAGUGCAAGGUCGGGGCUCUGUUUAAGCCAUUGCUGCCUCUGACUCACAUGCAGGAGAAAGAUCUGCCUAUGAUGUUAAACAGUGUGGAGCCUCCCAGCAUGCUUCAGCCCCAGCCCAAAUCCCAUGCCAAGUCCCAGCCACAGACCAGACCUAGCUCCAACUCCCUCAACAAUGGAGGCACACUGCAAGGCCAUGAUCACAACAUCAAGGCAUCAUCUUCUUGGGUGAUGGAGAAACCCAAGGAAGCACCCCGAGCUAAGACCAAGAGAACCAUGUCCAGGGGCCCAUCUGAGGACACACCAGACACUGCCAUCAUUCAGGAGUCGGUGGAGAUGAGCGAGAUGGAGACCAGUGCCAGCAGUACAAUCCCAGUUCCUGGCUCAGGUCUGGAGAACCAGGGCAGAGCUGCCUCUAUGCCUCGACUCAAUGCUGAGCUGCAGCGGAGCCACUCACGGCACUCUCCAGGGAUCCAUCUAGCUUCUGUCCCUGAUGCCAGCCCUAUGAAACGCUCAGCUUCCACUGCGGCCCCGCAGCGGCCCCAAGAGGUCAACCUGCGGGACUACACCCUGGAGAAACCCAGCCAGGACCGACCCCACCACCAUCACCAUCACCACCGCUGCCACCAUCGCAGAGACAGGGACAAAGAUAAAUACAGAGAGAAGAGGCAGAGGUCUUUGGAUGCACCUCUGGGUGGACAACCACCUAGCUCUGCUGGUGCAACAGAAGAUCCAGAGUCUGACCCAGCUGCCUCCAGAGAGCGAGCCCGUGACCGUGGACGCUCCCACGACAGAAAACACCACUCCUCGGUGGACAAGCAGCGCUACUACUCCUGCGACCGCUACUGCAGUCGGGAACACUGCCACACCAAAUCUGCCACCACCAGCUGUGUCGCCUCCCCCAGCGAGGGGCAGGAAACCAGCACCAAGCAGGGCAGUGGUUGGGUUAAAGGAAGCCCAGUGGCACUGAGCUCCAGUUCUAGCACACCAAGCCGCGGACGUCGGCAGCUCCCCCAGACCCCCCUCACCCCGCGGCCCGGGGUGGCUUACAAGACUGCCAAUUCAUCCCCUGUGCACUUUGUGUCCAGCCAGGCCUCUCUGAGUCCUGGCCGACUGAGCCGCGGCCAGUCGGAGCACAAUACCUUCCGGCAAAGCGGCUCCCACCACUUUCCCUGCCCCGUCACUCGUAUCAGCUCCGAGCCUUUCCUGGGCCAGGGCCACGGUGAGGACCUGGGCAGACUCUACGGCAGCCUCCGUGACCAGCUGGACGUCUUUCAGGAUGCGGUGUCACGGUCGCCCAGCCCCUGUGCCGGGCACUCAUCUCGGACCGCACUGCCUCGCAUGAUGGGAGCCCUGCUACCUGCUCCGCAGCAGAACCUUAGGGUGCCCAACGGGUACCACUUCAGCUUUGGGGGCAGAACCAGCCCAGGCUCUGGCGUCAGGGCACCCAGGUAUUACCAGGAGGCCGAGGAGGACGAAUGGUGCUAGCAUGGCUUUAAACCAUCCUUUGUAAUGCAUUUUUGAGGAAGUGUGAUGAGUUUUAUCAUCUUAUUUGAAGGCUUUAGUUUACAUUGUCAAUGUGUGUGUUUAAUGCCGUAUUUUAAUCCUAACGUGGAAAGCAAAGCAUAGGGAGAGCUUCUAAACAGGGAGAAAGCUAGAAGUGGGUAGGAUUUGAAUGUGAACAUAAAAAGUGUCAUCUUCACCAAAGGGCACGUAGCAUUAUCAAACAGAAGACUAGACUUUUUGCCAAUAUCAGUUGUCUUGCAGAAGCUGCCCUUGAUUUGCUUUGACUUCAGUGUUUUGUUGAUACCACCAUAUUGACCCUCAAACAGCAUUACAUUAUGAACACAGACGAGACUAUACAUUAAGAUGAAAAUAUCUCCUGACGUUGGAAGAAAAGGGAAGAUCCAAAGAAAAGAGAAACUACCAGAUUUGCUGUGUGUCAUUCAUAACUCCAGUCUGUAUUCCAGGGAAACCAUUCAUGUAAAGACAAGUGCUGAUGUAUUUGCUGUUUUUCUUCAGGGUGAUUUGCUUCUGAUUAGUAAGUAAAUGAGGCUCUAGCACUGUGCACGCUGCUUUGCUCUAAACAUUCUUGUGUUGACUUCGGGCCAAAUUGACCUGUUUUCAAUUUUUGUUUUAUAACAUAAAAUAUGGGACGUAGAAAU
Perca flavescens (yellow perch) is the source of this 7933-nucleotide messenger RNA. It is a transcript of the gene cacna1ba, whose product is annotated as calcium channel, voltage-dependent, N type, alpha 1B subunit, a. The transcript has 48 exons. Gene Ontology annotation, molecular function: high voltage-gated calcium channel activity. Gene Ontology annotation, cellular component: membrane; neuronal cell body; voltage-gated calcium channel complex. Lineage: Eukaryota; Metazoa; Chordata; Actinopteri; Perciformes; Percidae. The record is from RefSeq and is a predicted model, not a curated record. Gene Ontology annotation, biological process: calcium ion import across plasma membrane; chemical synaptic transmission. The coding region runs from base 165 to 7256 and encodes 2363 amino acids.